Molecule: messenger RNA, 4606 nt
Organism: Amoebophrya sp. A120
Lineage: Eukaryota; Dinophyceae; Syndiniales; Amoebophryaceae
Source: the annotation of a GenBank genome assembly
GGCAGAGACCCACGUCGUCAAGGAAGAUGAGAGGUAAAGGUACACUAGAGUACAAGGAUAAGGGAAAAUAUUUCAAGCAUGGUCGGAUAAUGUUGAUAAAGAAGCACAAAUGUGAUACAGAUGAAGACUAGACGAACUACAUCUACAGCUGUCGUACCUGUUUUGUCUCUUUUCUUCGUAGCUUCAAGUGUUUUUCAGGGAGGUACAGCAACAAUCUCUUGUAUUGACAUUGAGAAAAUUUCCACCGGGCCGAAGUAAGAGCGAUGCUAUCGCCAGCGCCACUUUGACUUGUUUGACAUGAUUCUCCCUUUCCUUUUACCUUGAUUCCAGAUUGAAAGAGAAAAAAACAAAGAUGAGUUCUUGUCCCGUUUGUUUCGAGGACUACGACGGCGUAAAUGUCCGUCCGAUGGUCAUCCCUCGUUGCGGCCACGGUCUCUGCCAGAAUUGCUACCACAAACUGCCCAACAAGACGAAAUGCAUCGUGUGCCGCGGCCGAGUAGAUACUCCCACUCCAGCAAGUCUGUCCAGGGCAGGUCGAAGUGACUCCAUGCCGGUGGUUGAGGCGUCCAUUUUUGGAUCUGCUGCUCCUCCGAGAGCGAGAGAGGAUACCGCGGCAGAAGAUGAAGAUGCCACUCAACCUUCUGCUGCGCCAGCAGCUCCGUUGAAUGCUAGUAAUUCUAGUCGUCGACAGCUCCGCAGAAAUCCUCGCGUCGUGGUUAACCCUGGGUGGGAAUGGGAGGACAAUCCUGCUGCCGGAUCCUCGGCAGAUUUUCCAUCUCUGCGGGAAGCUAACCCGACAGCCACAACUACGAGUGGGCUAAGCCGGGCAGGGCGAGGUGGACUUUUCGACGUUGACAGCAGCAGGCCCGGACCGAGUGCAGACAUCGAUCGCGGUGAUUACGACCAUUACAACAUCCCUGGUGUCGGUCGCACACGCCACCAGUUGGAGUCGCGUUGGUUUAACGAACGGGGAGAUCGCGUGCCGCUACGUAGAGUUCCCCGCGGACCCGCGGCACCCAUGUCGGCACGUCGCGCGGAGGAAACAGAGCCGAGCACCGUUGACGGUGGUGGAAUCCAAAUCAACCGACAAUUUGAAGCCUAUUUGCAGGAACAGCGCCAGAAGAAGCUGGCUGGUGCGGGGGCAACUACCGGAGCAAAUGGGAACAAUUCGAAAAAGUCUUCAAAAUCUUCCGCCUCUGCGACCACGAAUUCGGCUGGUGGGGGACCACCGCAAGGUGGAAUAAGAAACUCGUCCGCCACAAGCUCCUCGAAGGUGGCGAGCGAUCAAGAUCAGUCUUCGUCCUCUUCGCUGGAAUCCCAGGAAAAACUGCACCAGGUGACAGAGGCCAUCAGGAAGCGGCUCUGUGACGUUGAGGACACUGCGAUGUUUACAGCUUUGGAAAUGGACGUGCUGUCCAACCUUCUUUCGACAAACGCCCCUCCGCUCCAGUGGACGGCGCAACAGUGGCGCGCAGUGGAGAAGUUUACGUCGUUCUUGGUGAUGGAACAAGGUAAGUGCGGUGUGUUUUGGAAAGACGAAAGUACUGAAAUGAAAGAGCUUGCAGAACUACCACCCGCUGUGUCCUUGGCCACGGUGGAUGGACCCGAACAACAGCAUAAAAGCAAGUCGCUGCUUUUCCAGAUGUUCGGCACUGCACCAGCGGCGGCCGCCGCGUCCUCUACAGGUACAGCAGUCGUGACACACUGUGCAACUGCCGAUGCUUCUGCACUACCGGCCCCUGCAAGUGCGAGCAGCGUUCUUGUGGCCGAUCAGCAGCAGAAUGCGAGCAGCAUGGCGAACGGAAAUUAUCCAGCCCUGGAACGAGAGCAAAUCCAAAUGCAAAGUGCAUCAGCGGAUGCCUCGGUCUCGCCACAGACAGUACCUCACGUGCCGAUCAAUGUCGACGGUGAUGUCGUUCCUUCUUCACAAGAGCCCUCCGCGGCGCAACAGGACCAGGAGGCAAGUAGACGGAGUGGCAACGCGCCUGCGCCCGCAACGAACACUGACGAGCGGGGUUUAAUGGAAGGUGAGCAAGAGCGUGGAGAUCCUGCCCAUGGUGCGUCUCUCUCGGCAGCAACGAGCGCAAAUGUCCUCGGUGCAAACAACGCUCCUGUCGUUCCAGCGCGGACGGAUAUCGAAAGUCGUGUGCAGACGCUUCUGCGACUAGCGGAGGAGGACCGCGCAGCCGGUCGAGAAGACAUGUACAACGCAAGAUUGCGGCGCCUGGACGAGUUACUCGACGCCUCCAAUCCGGAGCAGGUGCGCGGCGACCUAGUUGCCCGGAGAAGGGAGCGGGCAUUGGAACGUGAACGGGAGAGACGAGCGCGAACGGUCAUCAGACCGGGCACUGAUGAUCUACUCACACAGGUCAUGCAAAGUCGGGUCCUCAACCGUCCCGGAGACGGAGGGAGAAUGGCGCCAAGGCUUCCGCCCCGGGAACAGCCACUGCACGACGCAGACCAUGCUCAUGUUGCCAUCGCGCCCUACCCGAAUCAGGGAACAAGUGGUACCGCUGCUGCAGGUGGACCGCCAAACACCAUCGGACAAAGUGCCGGCCGCGGGUCUGUUUUUGCUUUGGAUCGACCCGUGCCGCCACGGCUGCACCGUCGCGAGGGAUGGACUCACCAGGCUUCCUCGCCGCACGAAAUCCCCUUCAAUCCGGUGAACCGCGUCAGAACCCCACCAGGUCUGGACCCGUCCCCGGGGGCUUCGGCUGCGCCUCUUUCGCAAAAUCACGAAAAUGCGACGGCGCUGCCAGGACCACCACCACCACCAGGGGGCUUCGUUGCGAGUGCAGCUCGGAAUAUCGAGCCACAGUUGCAUCUGCAAGAAGCGCAGCAGGUCCAGAACGCACCUGGUUUGUUCACUGGGUUCCCGCCUGCGCUGGCGAAUGGCGGCGUUAUUGACAGCACUAGCGCAGCUGUAACUGGAGCUGCUCCAGGUGAUUUCGCGCAAGAACCAGCUCCACCUGGAGAAGCUCACACAGCAGCUAAUGCAACGGCGACAGGUGCAUCUCAAGAACAAGCGCAGAUCGACGUAGACGCACUGCCCGGUUGUAACCAAAAUGCUGUGCACCACCAUCGCGACCAGCAGAUCCGCGAUACAGUUGCGCGUGGCCUAGCGUUCUCAAACAGUGUUGUCACCUCGGACCGUCCCCGGGCGCUGGUGCAGGCAAGAGCGAUUAGGGAACAGCAGAACGCUCCGACCUUUUCAAAUCCGGUCGCGUCUUCCUCUGCCAGUAACGUGGCAGUAAUCGGUGCCGAAACUUCUGCUGCUACGGAUGUUGGCGGGCCGCCGGUGGUGGGAGGCAGCGGACCGACAUCAGGACUAAACGAAAACGGAAACCACAGCGGUAUUGAUCACACGGCGGACAACAACCAUCUCAGCAACGACGCUGGUUUAACGCCGAUGAUCACUAUGGUCCCUAGUUAUGCGCCCCCGGCACCGCAAGAGAUCUCUCCGCCGCGCCAGCAGCCGGCAGCUUCGAUGCCUGAAGAUCCCCCAUGUGGGCCAGAGGCGCGGCAGCAACCGCACGACUGGCGUCCGCGCGUCGUGAACCUGAGUCCGACAACCGGAACGGCUUCUGCACCGAUGCCGAUCCCCUUUGCGUCGAAUAAUUACUCGCACAAUUACGCUCCUGGCGGUAUUAACAACCAGCAGCCUAACGACGUCUACUUCGGCGGGGGGCCGAUGGCAAUGCCCUUCUCCUCCCCGGACUUCUAUCCGAAUGGGGCGUCAAGAAGACCGCAAGUGUUCAUCCUGAGUCCGCGGGGCACUGUACACCAGCGAACCGCGCCUCAGUCCCAGAACUUUUGGUGGACGGGAGUCGGUGCUACUGCUCCAGCAGCACCGGCCUUCGCACCGCCUGUCGGCUCGCAUGAGCCAGACGAGGCAUUCCCGUUCUUUCGGUAAGAAUGUUGAUGUUCUUGCGGACCUGGACGAGUGAGUCAUCACAGCAGGUACUUACGCAAGUGAAUACACUUGCCUAGCGUGUGUGUCUUUGUUUCAACAGUUUUCUUUUUAACAUUCGAUCGUUUAUCUGAAAGUCAAAGUUGCAAUCCUAAUCGUUAGCGUUACAAGUAGUUUCGGCAAUCUACUACAAGUUUUUUUACCGAAACAAAAUUUUCAUAUCUUUCAAUCUGACUUUCAAAUCAUGUGGAACUUACGCAACGGCAACACCUCUCUGGUUCUCAGAUUCUCAAUCGCGUUCAAUAGCUUACUUCACGUAUUUAAGUAGCCGAGGAGCAAUUUUUUGGAUUUUCUAUGUUGAUGGCAUCUGAAUCUGGUUUACCUUUUACAACGUCAAAGAAGAAAAUAGAGCAACAGCACCUAAAAACGAAUAGAUCCGUAGCGAUAGCCUGAUUACGGGAAGUUCACUACUUAUAUUAAAGCUUCCUGACCUUAGAAUUUCAAAACCCUUAUGAUUGAUGCUAGUUGAUUUCGACUCUAUCCUUUUGAUGAAGAUGUUUAGCUUACGUUGUUGAAGCCUAAAGUCUUCCUCUUCCGACUCUUGCAACGCUUUUACGAUAAGAAAUGUACAUAAUGUUGAAAAAAUGAAGCAGAAAAUCGAGAAAAACAAAUUGACGUCAUCAGUCCCAGUCACAG